GUGUAGGAAAAGGCAGGAGGCUGCUGAUGUUCGCUGCCUUUGGUCUGCACGGCGAGUCUUCGGAUUCCUACCGGCGCCUGCUCAUUUUUAAGUCUAUCUUUAACCUUGUAAAUCAGCCGGCCGGCGAAAGCAAAACCUAAACAGCCAUGUCUUCUACGUGCUUCUCUCGCUCGUCGCUCCUUCUCCACAUAUUUCCGAUCCCAGGGAGGAAUGCGCCGCCCGCGGCUUUUCAUUCUUUCUCCCCUCUCCGUUCUGUCCGUCGAUGUGGGACGAGCUUCGCCUUGAAUCCUCGCCGAAAUAGAUUGAGUUGCAUUAGGUCGAUGUCAUCCGAAGCGAGCGACGCAGAAGCUGGGACGGUCAGGUCUGUGCCAGUUACCGUCGCCCACGAGCUCCUCAAGUCUGGGCAUCGGUACCUCGACGUCAGAACGGUGGAGGAGUUCAAUGGGGGACAUGCGGUACAAGCCAUUAACAUUCCUUACAUGUUCAAGACUAACUCAGGAAUGUCAAAGAACCCAAAAUUUUUGGAGGAAGUGUUAUCAACUUUCAACAAGGACGAUGAGAUAAUUAUAGGUUGUUUAAGUGGGAAAAGGUCAUUAAUGGCUGCAUAUGAGCUUUCAAAAGUUGGUUUCGCCUGUGUCACGGAUGUUGCUGGUGGUUAUUCAGCUUGGGUGCAGAACGGACUUCCAACAGAGAACUAAUCGCAUGGGACUAACCUGCACCCUGUAAACUUACAUGUUGCAGUGGGUGCUACAUACAUGCAAUGUUCAAAAACUUACAUCGCCUUACAUUAUUUGGGUAUUUUUCAUCUUGUAUAUUUGCAAGGUGCAAUAUCCCUGUUAUCCCGUGAUUUCAAACGUCGUUGCAGAGGUUCAGCUGUGACUUAAACCAGAUGCUAUAUUCAAAAAGUUUAUGAAACAAAUGUUGGUACAGUUA
Zingiber officinale is the source of this 933-nucleotide messenger RNA. Its product is annotated as thiosulfate sulfurtransferase 16, chloroplastic-like. The record is from RefSeq and is a predicted model, not a curated record. NCBI's taxonomy places the organism in Eukaryota, Viridiplantae, Streptophyta, Magnoliopsida, Zingiberales, Zingiberaceae. The transcript is spliced from 7 exons. Bases 147 to 698 code for a protein of 183 amino acids.